Messenger RNA from Cygnus olor (mute swan), 5036 nucleotides. RefSeq names its product CD226 molecule (gene CD226). The transcript is spliced from 6 exons. Lineage: Eukaryota; Metazoa; Chordata; Aves; Anseriformes; Anatidae. Bases 1126 to 2142 code for a protein of 338 amino acids. The record is from RefSeq and is a predicted model, not a curated record. Gene Ontology annotation, cellular component: external side of plasma membrane. Gene Ontology annotation, biological process: positive regulation of type II interferon production; positive regulation of mast cell activation; cytokine production.
AUAUAAGCUUUAAUUCAGGUAGUACAUGUUUUUGAAUUAAAAAUUGUCAUAGAGUACAUUUUUUCUAUCACUUCAUUGUUAAAUCAAUAUAUUCUGCUUAUUGACAAGGUAGAGUAGAAAAAAUACAACCACAACAAUGGAUAAUUACAGAUCUAGCAAGGAACUGGCACAAUGCAAAACACAAAAUGUUGUAUUAUUCUAAAACGUCUAUUUUCAUACAUACAGAUAAACGUACACGUUUUGGUUUACAGACAGGUUGUUGUUGCAUUGUGGUAGGAGUCUUAAACAGAUCUAAUGCUAAUUUCUACUCAAUCUCAUGCAGGCUAUUACCUAAAAUAUUUAUUUUUAUUGUCAGCUUUAGUUCAAACUACAUUUGUUUAUUCAUUUGAGAAUUUUAGCCUGUUGAUUCAAACUUCAAAUCAAUCAUUAUAUUGUUCCAAUUUUAAGCAGCUCUGCAAAAGUGCGGCCUGCUGAGGUGCAAAAAUGCUUGCAAUUGUCUGGAGAAAAAUCUGUAAAAAUGUAAGAGUGUAGCUUGUUUUGAUACUUUCCAAUAUGAGUCACAAAUACUGAGGAUUCUUACACCUUUAACAAAGGUUUUCAAGCUGCAUAAUCAUGAUUCCCAAAUACUAACUUAUGACGUGUUAUCACAACUAAAUUUUCAGAUCUUAAGACAUUACUUUUUGUAACUAAUCACAGAAUUAUAAACUCUAAUUUAUAGGAACUGUCUUAUCUUCUCCCAGAGUUCUUGCUCUUCAAAUAAUAGGUAGAUGUUGAACUGCAGUGUCAGAACAUGGAGAAAUUAUGUUGAUUUUUAGUAAAUAACACAGAAGUGUUUUGCUUGUUCUUCUCAAGCCUAAAGAUCCCUGCUUCAUCAUUUAUUACAGUAUUCAUGCGUAUUUCUGGAGAUUCAAUAGUAAUGGGAAAUUUUAUUUGAGGUGGAUUUUGAUAUGAAUUCAGUCUCUGAUGCAAUUGCAUCAACAUCUCAAAGUUGGUGUUAGAAUGUGAAAGCAAAAAGCUCAUGAUGUUUUUCAUGUUUCAGAAGUAAAAACUUCCUGUGAGAAUGUGGUGUGCAGAGACUGCAUAAAACCAUGUGUGCCGAAGUCAUUGAUUACAGUAUUCUUUGAGAUGGACCACACAGCUUUCCUUAUUGUUGUUCUUCAGCUCUGUGGAACCCAUGCAGAAAGAAGGUUUGUGGAUUCAACUGUAAAACUUUCUGAGAAGAUGAAACUGGAAUGCAUAUAUCCAAAAAAAGCUGUGAUAAUCCAGACAUCCUGGAUGAAACAUUAUGUAACUUAUAAAGAAAAUAUAGCUGUCUUGCAUGCAAACUAUGGCAUACAUAUUGAAGACAAAUACAAAGGAAGAAUAUAUUUUGAAAAUGCUUCCAGGGAAGACAAGUCCUUAUCUUUCAUCAAGAGCACUUUGGAAGAUGUUGGUCUUUAUUUUUGCUCCAUUGCAUCUUACCCAGAUGGAACUUGGGAAAAGGUAAUAGAAAUUAUUCAGCCAGCUGAUUCUUUUGAAAUAUCUGAGAAACAAAAUAAUCCCGUGUUUACCAAGCCAGGAGGAAAUGUCACUUUUAUUUGCCAUUAUAACAGAAGAGAUUCAGUUCAGCAAGUGAUGUGGGAAAGGAUUAAAGCAGAUUGCAUAGAUACCAUUGUCCAGUGUAAUUCAUUAGGAGGGCAACGCUUUGGUGCAGAUUUUAAAAAGCGUGCACUGGUGGAUUGCUCUGAUCAAGCAAGCUCCAUGAUUGUCAUUAAAAAUGUUUCAGCCUCUGACUUUGCAACAUACCGCUGCAUGGCUACUGGAAGAAACAAAACCUAUGUGAUGAAUUUCACCAUGCUUGCAACUUGGGAUCACAAAUGGUUUAUUAUCUACAUAGCUGGAGGAAUAUCUGCUGCUGUUUUACUGUUAGUUUUCCUACUGAUUUUCUGCAUCACCACUGCUUAUGACAAAAAAAAGAAGAGAAAGAGAAUAACAGAGGCCUUAUUAAACCCUUUGUACUCUACUCAGACCAAGAGUGUUAAUGGUUAUGAAAGAUAUAAUUUUCAUACCCCAUGGAACAUAGGAAGAAGAGGCAAAGAAUCAUCACCCAAGCAGACAGAGGAGAUUUACAUCAACUGCAUAAACCUGAGGAAAGACCAUUAGCUUACUUCUUACAGCUGAAAUAACCAAAUUCAGGCAACAAAUUUGCAUGUUGGAUUUGCUUUGCUUUGCACUGGUGGGCUGCAGAAAAUUCAAGUCACCGUAGUAAGCACUGCCCAGGCUGCCCUGGCUGGACAGCAUUGGUCCCUGAGCCAGCCUGGAUGCGUCUGUAUUACAUGACAGUCUGCAGCAUCAAUGUAUCUUUUGAUUCAUAAGUUCAAGUGAAGAUUUUUUGUAUUUCUAAAAUUUAUUUAUUUAUUUUUUACCCAGUAAGUGUACUUAUAAUAAUUUUAGAACAACUCUAACAUACAGAACAGAGGUGAAUAUGUUUGCAUAACAUUAAUUUGGUCUGAGAAAUAAAUGUCUGAAAAAUCUAUGUGAAAAGGUGAAAAUGAAAAUAUGCUCUACGUUCUCUGUAUCCAUGACUUUCAAAUAUCAAAUUGAGAGCUUUAUGGAAUAAUAAAUAUCCAUUAUUUUCUGCAAAGGAUGUGUUAUUAUGCUGCUGGGCAAACUACUAUUCAGCUGGCAAAAGCAAAUAUAUCAGGGAUCCUUGAACCUAGAUUUAAAAGUAUGAACAGAAGCUUUCUAUCUGACAGCUGUGUGGUUUUACAGGCUUCUUGCACGUAACACAAUUAUUUCAGCACUCACUGUUUGGGGAUGGAAUAGAAAUAUAGCCCCUAGUCCAUACGCACACAGACACCUUUUUUUUUUUUUUCUUUUCUCUCUCUAAUGCCCAGAAGAAAGCAAAACAUGAAGACUCUGUCACUGUCAAGUUAUAUUUAAUAAUAAUUUAUUAUAAGCUUUAGUUGCACAAAAAAUAAAUGAGAUUAUGGAAGAUACAUGAAUAAAUGAUGCAAAGCAGAAAAGGCGUGAUUGGGAACAUUUACAAAACAAUACAUGUGUGGUUUUAUAUGUGCAUAUGUAUAUAUUCUGCUGAAACCUACAGAAUAAACCACACAGAAACUGAACAGACAAACAAAGAAACAAAAAAUCCUCAAACAAACAGCACUAGAAGGCAGACCUGAGAAUUAAGAUCUAUGCAUCUUAUGGCCUUUUACAAAUCUGCUGCAUUACUGAGGAUGGAAUCCCAGUAGAUGAAGGUGCUACCAUGACGGCUGAUAAUCAGAUGUGUCUGUGUUCUACAAACUGUAUGCCUCCUGGCCCACCUAUGUCUGAUCCCCCUUUUCUCUUGUAGCAUUAGUAAAAGUGACUUAUUUGUUAUUUUAUUAUUAUUAUUAUUAUUAUUUAGAAAGGGGUUGGGGGAAGGCAUUAUUAGUCUGCUACAAACCAGUUCUACUUGGUUGGCUAAGAAGGAGCAUCAACAGCCUGACAGUGAAAAGCACAUUUGUGUAGCUCUCUGCAAAUUGAAAGCUUUCCUCACGCACAAAGGAAAAUACAAGUCUAGGUUCUUUGGACAAUAAUGAGGACACAAGGCUUGUCUGAACUAUUUGAGUGACAAUAGUGUUGUACAGUUAUCCUAUGCUUCAGCUAAAACUCUAAAAAAUUAAACCAAAGAGUCCUUCGACCUGGCAUUCAAGAUUUAAAUUCUUUUACAAUGUCAUUACAAUAUCAUUAGAAAACAUGUCAUUUUGGUUUUGUGUACUCCUGAACAAGAACACAUACACAUUACAAGGUAUAUAUUUUUGCUUUCACUUAUUGAAGGUUUUCAGAUAUAUAAAUGCUUGCAUGUGAAGUUGAUGAGGACACACAGAACUGUACUAUUAAUAAGCUGACUUAUUUCCUGAGAUAUCAUAUGUCAUAUCACAUAAUUCUAAGUUGUGCACAGCAUUACAAGAAAAACCCUGUAACAUUGGGUUGUUUAUUUGAUGAUUCCAUUUAUAUUAAAAUGCCAAAAUGAUGAUGUAAUGAAUUUGAUUACAUUGAAGAUCUCAGUUCGAAUCCUAAUACAGAAAUAUACAUAAGCCAAGAAGUUGGCAUUGUUUCUCUGCUUGUAGAGACAUUCAAAAUACAUCCCUACUUUACUGAGGGUAAAAAGAGGGGAGAGGUGGAGGUUAAGUAUCUAUAAUACCAGAUUGCUUGGAUUAUUUCUGUUACUGUCCUCAUUUCUUGCCUCCCCUGUUGCUUUUAGCUUGUCUGCAUGCAUUUUUUAAAAAUAAUUAUUUUUGAGAUUUGAGAAAGAAAAAAAAAAUAUCUACUUCACAUCUUUGCAGGUAUUUAAUCUGGUUUAAUUCAAAUUCCAUAGACAUAUUACUUUUACCAAGAUAGUCCACAGGGAAAAUCACAUCACACAUAGCAUAAUAACAAUAUAUUAUUUUUCUUUCAAAAAACAAACCCAAAACAACAGCUUCAUUUUUGUACCAUUGUAAUAUCAGUGAACAGCAGCUGAACAUGAGACUGAUAAAAACGAAAACCAAAAAGAAAGAAAUCAACUAAACCUCAUCAGUUUAGUAAAGUAUGCACACACACACACAAAAUAAAAUAUCCAAAAGUGUCAUUUGAAAUGUGAUAUUAAAACUCUUUAUAUGUGUUAUGAGUCUGACAGAAUGGGACCUAGAAAAAGCAUGUUUGCUGUGACACAGUUUAGAUUAUGUAAAUUGGCUUUCCAGUGUAAAAUAAUAAAAACUAUUGUUUAUUUGUGUUUCUUUUCAGGAUUUUCCAUAGAUUUCCCAUUUUCUUUGGGAAAAUUUUAGUUCUUUUUGUGUAAACUUAACUAUAAUUUGGAAAUAUUAUUUUAAAAGGUUACUGUGGUAUUUCAUUCUGUAUUGCCUGCUCAAUAAGUUAAAAGGGAAAAAAAAUCAAGGAAAUAACAUGACACAAAUAUGGACAGCAACAAGGUCAGAAUACUAUUUGAACUGUAAGAUAGUUUUGUCUUUUUUGUUGUUUUAAAGCCUUAUAAACUUUCCUCAAAGGCAACAAACAUAAUAAAGUAUGUUUUC